Messenger RNA from Cuscuta campestris, 2106 nucleotides. The record is from the annotation of a GenBank genome assembly. NCBI's taxonomy places the organism in Eukaryota, Viridiplantae, Streptophyta, Magnoliopsida, Solanales, Convolvulaceae.
UGUCAUUUCUGCGCCGCACUUUUGCCAUUGAUUUCAUUCAUCGUCUCUGCCCAUUCGUCGUCGCCGUCGCAGUCCGCCUUGAAGGUUAGUUAAUCCUUCUCCGUUCUCAUGGCGUCUUCCGAUUCCACUCCUAUCCCCGUUGUUGACCCAGCGGCGACUUGUUUUGAGGAAAUGUACCGACAAGAUCCCUCCCUCCGCCCUGACGGUGUGAUGGGAGGAAUCGAUCAUUCUAGGGUUCUGAGUGCGGUGCCUCUCCGUACGUCGGUUACCGUGGCAUCGUCAUCCCGGGCGCCGCGCCUAAAAGGGAAAAAAUCGAAGACCGUCAAAAAUCAGACCUGGAGAUCCUCACCCGUUACCGUGUUGGAAACGGGUCUAAUCACGAGUACGGGUUGUCUUCUGUUGGACAUCGACUUUGACGAGGCCCUUCGCUUCGUGGGGGAGGGCUACUCCGUGCACCGACCGCACGCGACAAAUCACGUUUUCUCCGUGACCAGCCCUGAUGCCGAGGUCGGGGUGCAUGUGGCAUCGAUGCGCUAUGGUCUCCAAUUUCCUCCUCACGACCUGAUAGUCCAAUUUCUGAACUUCUAUCGUCUUCUGCCCGGCCAGCUCAGUCCCCACUCUUAUUAUUUCUUCUCAAUUUUCCUGAUCGAGUGUCACCUGAAGGGAGUCCCCUGGUCCCUAGACUUUUUCCGUUAUAUGUUCAAGGUUUCCAAAGUCGGGGAGCGUGAAGGAAAUUCGUACGCUGUUGUCUCUUCUCAGGACGAGUGUGGCAUGGCUGUUAUCCCCACGUCCCUGAAACUUUGGAAGCCUAAGUUUGUUUUCAUCUCUGGCUUCCCCGGGGACCGGCAUCCCUUCCAAGCCAGGUUUCCCGAUUGUCACACUUUUAUCCGUCAUCCUCGUACUGACCCCACUCCGGAGCUUCUCGCGCAUGCGCAGAAACUCUUGGAAGGCUUCCGGCCCAAACUGCCUCACGUAUAUAUGGUGUGCACGGAGCAGAACCUCGCGGAGGUGCGAAUCCUCAUUUCCCUCGAGCGUCAAUUCGAGUUGGCCGAGGCCGUGCUAGGGAGCCGUCCCAAGCACGGGCUCGAAGAGAGCACCUCGAGGUCGGAAGAUCCGGAGUCAGAGGAAAGAGAAGAGGAAGAGGAUGAGGAGAUCGAGACCGAUGAAGAGUCGGGACAGCCGUCAUACUCCGAGGACGUCGCUGAUGUGGAGCCUUCCGGAGGCCACCGAGCUCGAGAUGCAAGCCGUGGCGAAGUCCGAGGAGUGGUCCGGCUGCAGGGCCUUUUGAAGGAGUCGGAGGAAUCGACCUCCCAACUGACGGCUUCCAUGGCCGAGCUCGAGGGGCGGCUGCGUCAAUCCGAGGGCCGAAUAUUAGAGCUAGAUGUUGAACUGGACGGGCUGUCUCCUCGCAGCGGUCUCUGGAAGCUGAGCGAGAUGGGGCCCUUGCUGAGAGGGAGCAAGCUGUUGCCGAGAAAGAGCGUGCCAUCUCCGACUUCCUUCAUGGAAACUAUGCCUUCGUCUUCUCAAACAAAGACCGUCUGUCGUCCUCCUCCUUCUCCGCCAGAAGAUGCCGAAUCGCGUACAUGCUCAUGGUGGUACCGUGCAAAGAAGUUGGAAAGGCGCAUUGAAUGUCUUCAAAGACUCGUGAAUUACCUUCACGUGGUCCCUCAACGGCCUGCGACUCCGGUUGAGGUCGCUCAGCCGGCUGCUGAUGCCAUCCCUGCGGGUGACAAUCACCCGGAAGAGUCCGUCGGCUCUUCCUAGAUAUCCCUUCCAUGCCCCUUCCCUGUAUAUCUGCCCAUGGAGGUUUGCAGAACAGGGGGGCCAUCCACGUCCUUCGGUGCCUGGGCUUUGUCUGUCUGGAAGUCCAUGGGGCCUUAGGACGGGGUGCAUCUACCUACCCAUGGACUUCAAGACCAGGGAAAAAGGAGGUCCAUUGGGAGGUAGAGCACCUUAGGUCUUUUCCUUUCUCAGUGCCGCUGUGUAAUAAAUGUUGCCGGUGCCGCAACUGUUGUAUGUAGGGCGUGUAAUGUAAUAAAUGUUUUAGCUUCCAAAAUACCUUGUAUUGGAAUGUGACUUUGUAUGCAAUGAAUGCUCCUGUAAUGA